Messenger RNA from Pezoporus flaviventris, 2139 nucleotides. Its product is annotated as protein-glutamine gamma-glutamyltransferase K-like. Lineage: Eukaryota; Metazoa; Chordata; Aves; Psittaciformes; Psittacidae. Gene Ontology annotation, molecular function: protein-glutamine gamma-glutamyltransferase activity. Gene Ontology annotation, biological process: peptide cross-linking. The transcript has 13 exons. The annotation marks the transcript as partial. The record is from RefSeq and is a predicted model, not a curated record.
CCAGGCCGCUGGGCCGCCGCCAGCCUCCGAGCUCGGGAGGCCCCGGAGGCGGGGCCCAGGCCCCGGGGCAGCCUCUGGCGCCGCCUGUGCCGCUGCUGCGGGCCCUGCUGCGGCCGCUCCUCCGCGGGGCCCUGGGAGCCCGACUCACGCGAGGCCCCGGCUCGGCGCGGCCUGCAGGCCCCGCGGCCUGGGCAGCUGGUGCCGCGGGGCCUCGCCAUUGGCUGCCCGCGGGACGCCGCCGCCCACCACACGGCCGACUUCCGGGCGCCGGUGCCGGUGCUGCGGCGGGGGCAGGGCUUCGCCGUGCGCCUCCUCCUGCCCCGCCCCCUCGACCGCGACCGCGACGGCCUCUGCCUGGAGCUCACCUUGGGCCCCACCCCCCAGGUGGCCAAGGGCACUCACGUCCUCAUCCCAUUGGGCGAGAGCUCGGCCACCGGUUGGACGGCGGAGGAGGAGGAGGGGGAGGAGGAGGAGGGGGCGGAGCCAAGCGGAGGCCACGCCCUCCGCCUCCGCGUCACGGCCCCGCCCCACGCCCCCAUUGGCCGCUACCGGCUGAGCGUGCGCACGCGCACCCAGGAGGGCGGGGAGUACGCGGCGCCCUUCGACGAGCGCAAUGACGUCAUCAUCCUCUUCAACCCCUGGUGCCCCGAGGACUCGGUGUUCAUGGAGCCCACGUCGGACCUGGCCGAGUACGUCCUCAACGAGAGCGGGCGCAUCUUCUACGGCACCGAGGACCAGAUCGUCGAGCGCUCCUGGAACUACGGGCAGUUCGAUCAGGGGGUGCUCGACGCCUGCCUCUUCAUCCUGGACCGCCGAGGGAUGCCCCACAGCGCCCGGGGGGACCCAGUGAUGGUGGCCAGGGUGGUGUCGGCCAUGGUGAACUCUCUGGACGACAACGGGGUGCUGGUGGGGAACUGGACGGGGCGCUACGAGCAGGGCACCAACCCGUCGGCAUGGGCGGGCUCGGUGCAGAUCCUACGGGGUUUCCUCAGCACCGGGGCGCCCGUGCGCUACGGGCAGUGCUGGGUGUUCGCGGGGGUCGUCACCACUGUGCUGCGGUGCCUGGGGCUGCCCACGCGGACGGUGACCAACUACAACUCGGCGCACGACACCGACGUCUCCCUCACCACCGACAUCUACCUGGACGAGAGCAUGAAGCCCAUGGAGCGCCUCAACACCGACUCCGUUUGGAACUUCCACGUGUGGAACGACUGCUGGAUGAAGAGGCCCGACCUCCCCGCAGGCCACGAUGGGUGGCAAGUGGUGGAUGCCACCCCCCAGGAGACCAGCAGUGGGCUGUUCUGCUGCGGGCCCUGCUCCGUGGAGGCGGUGAAGAAUGGGGAGGUCUUCCUCAAGUACGACACCCCCUUCGUGUUCGCUGAGGUGAACAGCGACAAGGUGUACUGGCAGCGCCAGCCCAACGGCACCUUCACCGUGGUGCACGUGGAGGAAGGCGCCAUCGGGCGCCGCAUCAGCACCGUGGGGCCGGGCUCGGGGGCGCGCCUCGACAUCACCCACCUCUACAAGCACCCCGAGGGCUCAGCCGAGGAACGCCGCGCCGUCUCCACCGCCACCGCGCACGGCUCCCGGCCCCACCGCGCCGGCCCCGAUGGGGCUGGCAGUGGGGCCGGCAGCGGGGGGGAGGUGUCGCUGUGGGUCACGGCCGAGGAGGCGGUGGCCGGGGCCACGCUGGAGCUGCGGGCGCGGGCCCGCAACGAGGGGGCGGAGCCUCGGACCCUACGGCUCCGCCUGGCGCUCGCCGGCGUCACCUACACCGGCGUGACCGCGGCCGCCUUCCGGAACGAGCAGCACCAGCGCGUCAUCCCGCCCCAGCAGGAGGAGCUGAUCUCCAUGGCCGUGCCCUAUGGGGAGUACUCGGGGCACGUGGGGGCGGGGCAGGGGCUGCACCUCACGGCCGCCGGCGCCGUGGACGAGACCGGGCAGGUCCUGGCCAAGGAGCUGAGGGUGCGGCUGCACGUCCCGGAGCUGGGCCUCACGCUCCUGGCCGAGGCCGUUGUGGGUCAGGAGGCUCCGGUCCAGGCCCUUUUCCGGAACCCGCUGCCGCGGGCGCUGACGGGAACCGCGCUGCGCAUGGAGGGGGCGGGGCUGGCGUGCCCCAAACCGCUGCAGCUGGGGUGA